AUGCGCCUCACCCAAGCCGCCGCGUCUGGCCUGCAGCGAUGCUUUGGCCGAGCGAAGAUGCAACUUCCGUACGCUGCGCACCGUCCGUCAGCACCUCGAUGGUGCCGUGCGUUCAGCGACAUCAAAAGCGACGACGAUGAUGAUGACGACGUCGAUGUCCCGUCCUCCAAGAGUAUUGCGACCUUUGGUGAAGGUGACAAGGCACCCAUGGUGCCGCAUGUGUUGGUUAUUCCAACGCACAAGCGUCCAUUGUUUCCUGGGGUCGUGCUGCCCAUGACGAUCACCAACCCCGACGUCACCAAGGCCUUGGCAGCGCUUCGUGACAGCGGUCAAAAGUACGUCGGCGUCUUCUUGAAGAAGCAAGCUAGUAAACUCGACGUCACGACAAAGGAGGAAAUGGGGUUCACGGGCAUGGAGGCGCAAAAGGACGAAGACCUGGUCACGGACUUGACCGGGAUCCAUCACAUCGGCAGCUACGCCCGCAUCGACAACCUCAUCAACUUUGAGAACAACAGCGCGUCGCAGCUGCUCUUGGUCGGCCAGCGCCGCAUCACCAUCGACGACGUGCACGACAGCGGAGUGGAAACAUCGUCACAGCGCCGCUCGUUCGUGUCAAUGCCUUGA
This is a messenger RNA of Aphanomyces astaci, 624 nucleotides long. RefSeq lists its product as hypothetical. Gene Ontology annotation, cellular component: mitochondrial matrix. The coding region runs from base 1 to 624 and encodes 207 amino acids. The transcript is spliced from 4 exons. NCBI's taxonomy places the organism in Eukaryota, Oomycota, Saprolegniomycetes, Saprolegniales, Verrucalvaceae. The record is from RefSeq and is a predicted model, not a curated record. Gene Ontology annotation, molecular function: serine-type endopeptidase activity; ATP-dependent peptidase activity; single-stranded DNA binding. Gene Ontology annotation, biological process: chaperone-mediated protein complex assembly; mitochondrion organization; protein catabolic process.